GCCCAGGGGCUUCGCGGUCCUCCAAGGACGCAGCAGGGCCAGGGCCCCUUCCCGGCUCAGACCCCUCGAGGCGCCUGCCCUCGGCCGCACUGGGGUGAAAGAAACGCUGUGCAGCCCUCGCCUCCCUGCUGGCGCUCGAGGAGCGGGCGGCGCUGCCCUGCAGGACAGCCGCGUCCCCCGGGUCGGACGGCGUGGGGGUGGCCGGCGUGCGAAGGGGCCGGCCUCCGAGGGUGCCGGUCUGUCCCAGCCUGGAGUCGCGGGAGGGCCCGAGAGAUAUGCCUCCAGCCCCCAGCCUCGCCCUUGGAAGAACCGGAGGCGAGGGCUGGACUUGCUAACUUUGGAACUGUCCACCAGUGUCACGUCCUGAACAUGAGCCUCCUCCUCGCCUUCUACCUGCUCGGGUUGCUUGUCAGUAGCGGGCAAGCUCUUCUUCAAGUGACAAUUUCACUUAGCAAAGUAGAGCUUAGUGUGGGUGAAUCUAAAUUCUUCACAUGCACAGCAAUUGGUGAACCGGAGAGUAUAGAUUGGUAUAAUCCUCAAGGAGAGAAGAUAAUUUCAACACAGAGGGUAGUGGUGCAGAAGGAAGGCGUUAGAUCACGAUUAACCAUCUACAAUGCAAAUAUAGAAGAUGCAGGGAUAUAUCGCUGUCAAGCAACGGAUGCCAAAGGACAGACACAAGAAGCUACAGUAGUUUUGGAAAUUUACCAAAAGCUCACUUUCAGAGAAGUGGUGUCACCUCAGGAAUUCAAACAAGGAGAGGAUGCAGAAGUGGUUUGCCGUGUUAGCAGUUCACCUGCACCUGCUAUCAGCUGGUUGUAUCAUAAUGAGGAAGUCACCGCUAUUUCCGACAAUCGGUUCGCUAUGUUAGCAAACAACAAUCUGCAGAUUCUCAACAUCAAUAAAAGUGAUGAAGGUAUAUACAGGUGUGAAGGAAGAGUGGAGGCUAGGGGAGAAAUUGACUUCCGUGAUAUCAUCGUUAUUGUAAAUGUGCCGCCAGUGAUCACAAUGCCUCAGAAAUCCUUUAAUGCCACAGCAGACAGAGGCGAAGAGAUGACAUUAUCUUGUAGGGCAUCAGGCUCUCCGGAACCCACCAUUGCUUGGUCCAGGAAUGGCAAGCUUAUUGAAGAAAAUGAGAAGUACAUAUUGAAAGGAAGCAAUACAGAGCUCACUGUCAGGAACAUAAUCAAUAGUGAUGGGGGCCCUUAUGUCUGCAGGGCCACAAAUAAGGCAGGAGAAGAUGAAAAGCAGGCUUUCCUCCAAGUCUUUGUACAGCCUCACAUCAUACGACUUCAAAAUGAAACUACAUAUGAGAAUGGUCAUGUUACACUCAUCUGUGAAGCAGAAGGGGAGCCUAUUCCAGAAAUAACUUGGAAAAGAGCUGUAGAUGGCAUCACAUUUUCUGAAGGCGAUAAGAGCCCAGAUGGCCGUAUUGAAGUCAAAGGCCACCAUGGAAGCUCAUCACUGCAUAUGAAAGAGGUGAAGUUGUCCGACUCAGGCAGAUAUGACUGUGAAGCUGCAAGUAGAAUUGGAGGGCACCAAAAAAGCAUGUACCUUGACAUUGAAUAUGCUCCCAAGUUUAUAUCAAACCAAACAAUUUAUUACUCUUGGGAAGGAAAUCCUAUCAAUAUAAGCUGCGAUGUGAAAUCGAAUCCACCAGCAUCAAUACAUUGGAGAAGAGACAAAUUAGUCUUACCAGCUAAAAACACCACUAAUUUAAAGACAUACAGUUCAGGAAGAAAGAUGAUAUUAGAGAUUGCUCCUACAUCUGACAAUGACUUUGGACGAUAUAAUUGCACAGCCACUAACCGUAUAGGAACAAGAUUUCAAGAAUAUAUUCUUGCUUUAGCUGAUGUACCAUCGAGUCCCUAUGGAGUGAAGAUCAUAGAGCUGUCACAGACCACAGCCAAGGUUUCUUUCAACAAACCGGACUCCCACGGAGGUGUGCCUAUUCAUCACUAUCAAGUGGAUGUCAAAGAAGUGGCAUCAGAAACCUGGAAAAUAGUACGCUCCCAUGGAGUUCAAACAAUGGUUGUUUUGAGCAACCUGGAACCAAAUACAACUUACGAAAUCAGGGUUGCAGCUGUAAAUGGAAAAGGACAAGGAGACUACAGUAAAAUAGAAGUCUUCCAAACAUUACCAGUUCGUGAACCAAGUCCUCCAUCCAUACAUGGACAGCCAAGCAGUGGGAAGAGCUUUAAACUCAGCAUCACCAAACAGGAUGAUGGAGGAGCCCCUAUAUUGGAAUACAUAGUUAAAUAUAGAAGUAAAGAUAAGGAAGAUCAGUGGCUAGAGAAAAAGGUGCAAGGAAAUAAAGACCAUAUUAUUUUGGAGCAUCUACAGUGGACGAUGGGGUACGAAGUUCAAAUUACAGCAGCCAAUAGAUUGGGAUAUUCUGAACCAACAGUUUAUGAGUUCAGCAUGCCACCUAAGCCAAAUAUUAUUAAAGAUACACUUUUUAAUGGUCUUGGACUUGGAGCAGUUAUUGGCCUAGGAGUUGCGGCUCUAUUGCUGAUCCUUGUGGUAACAGACGUCAGCUGCUUUUUUAUUCGGCAAUGUGGGUUAUUGAUGUGCAUCACCAGGAGAAUGUGUGGGAAGAAAAGUGGCUCUAGUGGCAAAAGUAAAGAACUGGAAGAAGGAAAAGCUGCAUACCUGAAAGAUGGAUCAAAAGAACCAAUAGUGGAGAUGAGAACAGAAGAUGAAAGAAUUACUAAUCAUGAAGAUGGAAGCCCAGUAAAUGAGCCAAAUGAAACCACACCACUAACAGAACCUGAAAAAUUGCCUUUAAAAGAAGAAAAUGGAAAAGAAGCACUAAAUGCAGACACUAUAGAAAUUAAAGUUUCUAAUGAUAUCAUCCAAUCUAAAGAAGAUGACAGCAAAGCAUAAUGACAUCUUGAAUAGUGGUUUGACCAACACUACAGUGAGCAUUUGGAUUGCAGUGACCGUAUGACCAAAACUAUUCCAUUGACCUUAAUUUCUUUGGAAACUUCUAGCUUGGAAUAGCCUGUACACAUAUACGUAUCAUCAAAUACUCCUAUUCAUGGUCCAUUUCCUUUUAUUGUUGUUGUGGUGGUUGUUUAUUUUGUUAAGAAUUUCAACAUAGAGACUUGACUGGCACCAACUCUUGGGUAUCAAUUUGAUUGUUUGAAGUACUGCAACUUAUAAAAUGAUAAAGUGCUCUAUAACUGUGUUACAUACUGAAAACAAAUAUAAUUCAACCUCUCUGACAAAUAGAGGUUUAAUAAAAAACUAUACAAAACAAAAGCUUUAUGAGCUAAAUGUGUAAGAAAGCCCUGCAUGCUUAUGAAUCCUAUCUUGGGCAAAUAGAUUAUUAAUGGCUUUCAGGUUAAGAUGAAGGCAGAUAAUAAAGGUUUUACUUUUUAUCCAGGAAAUUUCAGGGAGCCUGGUCUGGUAAGAGCCAGUCAUCUUUAGCAGAUAUUAAAAAAGCAAGAAAAACUUCAGAGAACUUUUCAAGUUAUGAUGACAGUGCAUAUUCAACAUUGAUUUUUGAUAGACUGAGUGCCAGAUCAAAAUUGUUACCCAUAUGAAAGAUUUGUAGUAUAAAAUUAAUAUAGAAAGAUUCCCUAAAUCUCUGUCUCUUUAUAUAGGCCAUAUUCAUUCUCAAUGGACUACACAAAAAGUAAAUGUAUUGCAAGUGAAGAUAACAUUGAUUUCUGCCCUCAGCUUCAAAUAAAAUGAAUUAAAAUGGGGAAUAGUACAAAUAUAUUGUCUCAUAUUUAUAAUGUGAUUAUAUUCUCUUUUAAAGCAAUUUAUCAAAGUCCUUAAUGUUCAAAUACUUUGAAUCACAUGCUCAGACAUAUUUUUGGCCCAUAAUUUUUGAUAAUCUUUGUUUAGGAACUAAUUUUCCUAAAUGUUACAGAUCCAGAAUUAAAUUGUGUUUGGCUAGUUUAAAUUAAAACAAGUUUGGUAAAAGUCAAGGAGAUAUUGUUUGACAUUUAAAUAUGCCAUAACAGUGUCAAUGGUAAAUAACUGAAUUGGCCCUCUGUAUUUGUAUUCUGGAUAAUGUAGCUAGAAUUAUUUUAAGACUUUGGUAAACAACUUUGAAGGAAUUCCUUAACUAUUCAACAGACUUUCUACUAACACUUGUUAGGACCUACACCAGAAUAAAAUAUUUGUUAACUUCCAAGCUAUGCAAGCUCCCAGAGGUAAAAGAUUGAAACACAAUUUAAAUUCUAUUUAAGGAAUAAAAUAUGUGUUUAUGAUUAUAAACAUGCGUACCAAUUGGGAGCGUAUUAUUUCUUAGAGAGUCAAGGAUUUCGUUAAGCCCCGUCACAUUCAUAACCUUUGCUAUUUUGGGUAGUAUUGCAGCUCAAACAAUGACUGGCUGAGGAAUAUGUUCCAAUAGAACUUUGGAGGCAAUUUCAACAGUGCAGAGGAAUCUGCUUUGGUAGUUAGUGUCUGUCUAUAGAUAAAUUGAUGAAUAUUAAAUUCAAAUGUUAAUGUUAGUCAAGAUUAUCUUUAUUUACAGAGUGCUUGAAACUAUCGAUCAAGGAGAGCCAAUUAAGUAAUUUUAUACUUUUCAUCUCUCUUCUGCCUGUCAGGGAGACAGAAUAUGUAUGUCUGCAUGUUCGGGCAAUCAAAUUUCCACAGUAUGGUUGCCAUACAUUGUAGGGUUAUAAUACAGAAGUCUCUCUCCUUUUUAGCUUUCCUGGCAUAUUCUGAAGAAAAAGAACAGAAUCUUGUGCCCACGUAGGAAUUUAAGUAGUGUCUAAAGUAAACAAACAAACCACUUUAACCAUUUUUAUUAACUGGGUUAUCCAACUGAUUCUACAGAUUUGACUGUUGCUGUUCUGUUUAUAUUUGUCUGGUCAUUUGUUUGGCUUUAUUUUGAUCAGUUUUAUUUUGUUUGUUUUGUGCCAAUGUGCUAAAACUAGUCAAAAUACUUGAAUUAGUUUGUUUGUGUAAAGUUAAUGAGAUUAGUAAAGUGUCUAUGAAGCAAUAGCCAUGAAAGCUAUUUUUUUUUCUUCAUAGGGCCACAUGGUUUUAAACUAAUGAAGUUGAAAGAAUUAGGGUGACUGAGAAAGUGACUUCGCAUGUUUACUAUUGUUGUAUUUGUGUUACACUGCAGGAGCAGAGAUAUCAUAAUAAAGAGCAAAAUAUUUUUGUGUUUUCUUAUUUUGAAAAUUUCUUCCAUUUCUUUGGACUUUCCAUGUAAAGAAAUUGACCUCAAUUCUUUUAUAUAUAUGAUGUUAAGUUUCUUGCCACUCAUGUGGAGUAAUGAUAUGAAAUUAAUAGAUACUCUGGAGACUAAUUGUGGACAGACUGUUUCAAGUGAAUUGUUUCAGUUGUUGAGUGGUCCUCAUCUCUUGUUCUUGAAAUCAAUGCCAUAAACUAGCAAGACAAGAUGUGGUCAACUUGUUUUGAACUAUUGCAGUGGAAUGCUCCAAAAUACUCUACUUGUAAUAGCUUCCAAAAAAUAGAUGGCCUGCAGAAAACUGCAAAAUAUGAGUAGGGCUGAAAUUUGUGUCUGGUUCUUCAUUCUUAUUCUAGAACAAACACAUCCACAUAAUUGUAUCAAUUUUUUAACUGUUAGCGAAUACUCUUAAGUAUUAGUAUAAAAUGCAAAAGAGAUAACUGAGUGUAAGUACUGUUAAAAUAAUCUGAAUCCCAACUUAUUUUAAAGGAAGAAGCAAAGAUCACUGAAAUCACUGGUAUUUUGUAAUAAGUUAUUGGCAAAUAAUGAUAAUCGAGAGUAUAUUCAACAGCCUGCAAGAGGAAGCAAAAAUAGAAUUUUAACAGAUAUUUUUGUUUGAAAAUUGGCAGAAAUUAAUGUGUCCACAAUUUUAUAAUGAUUUGUAAAGGAAGUUAAUUGAUAAUAGUCAUUUCUAUAGUUUUAUCUACUAUUUUGGGGGUAUGGCAUGUCGCAUUCUCUUGAUACUAACAUCUAACAUUAAUGAAAAGCUUCUUAAUUUUUCUUUAUUUUUAAUAUUAAUGUAUGUAAAAACAGUUUUGAAAGGCUAUUUUAUCCAAUAAACUUCAUAUGAAUCUAGGGUUUUGAAUUAAACAUUUAUAUAAAUAGAAAUAUUUUAAGAACAUUAUUUAUUUGAGUGGCAACAAUUAAUUGUAACUUUAUAAUCAUACCUUUAGUUUACACAUAUUUUAAUAAUUAAAAUGUCUUUGUGCCUUUCAAUUAGCAUGACACUGCUUUAUUAAAAAAGAAAAACCACAACUGCCAUGUUUCCUGAUGUUUUGCUCAUAUCUGUGACACUCAAAAGAGACUGUUUUAUUUACAUUCAAUAAAUAAGCUCAAUUCAAACUAAUUUACCUUGACUAUAAACUCAAAUAUAACAAAUUAUACGGUACACUUUUUUCACUCAUGACAAAAAAGUUCUUUAUAACACAUAAGAUAUUCUUUAAUUUGUUUUGUAUUGUUUUUCUAUACAAUAAAUUAGUUGAGAUAUUAUUGGAAUACAAAGACUGCAGUUGACUUACAAAACUAGGGCAAAUUACUGUGGUGUUACUUUGAUUUGGAAUUCUAAGUCAUUUUUUAAAUUUUUGAUGAUGAGAUAUCACUAAUGCAAAUGUCUACAGAUGAAGUGAUUUUAAUGUUAUUCUCUAUUAAUUUAGGAAAUACUGGAAUAUCACAAAUAUUUAUUAAAUUUGCAAUGCUCUUUUUCCUGGAAAAUAAUAUAAAUGUUCAACCUGAGGCCCUCACACAGUUCUUUUUUAUUUCCAGAGUGUUUGUUCAAGAAACUUUAUUAAUAUAUGAAAAUAUUUUUAAAUGAGAUUGAUAAGACUAUUUAUCUUCAAUGAGAAAAGACUUGCAUCUUCUUAUUAACCCUUUGAAACAUUCUAACAAUAGUCUCUCCAGUGAAAUUACAUAUUAAUGUAUUGUUAUAUGCUAAAAUUAAAUUCUGGAAGGCCACAGAAAUGAAAUAUUUUAAUCCCAAAAUGGAAUCUUUCAAGGGGGUAUUCUACUCAUGGGUUUAAUGAUGUUUUGAGAUGAAACAAUUAUAUGUGUGAGAAAAGUAUAAAGAGACUUAAACAUAAGAGUUAUUGAACAGAUAUAAUUUUCUUCCAGGUUCCACCCUUCCUUCUUUAAAAAUUGCACUUACUCAUGAAGAUGCAGCUAUUUAACAACAUUAUAAAAGAAUGCUAAUAUUUUAUUUCCCUUUAAAUAAAAGUCAAAGACUUUUAUAUUAUAUAUAAUGGUAAAUAUUUAUUUGAUAAGACACUGGAUAUUCUUAGAAGUAUAGUGAGAUAUUCCACAUAGGAUUUCACCGAAAAAUUGUUAGUAUUGCCACGUUAAAUUCAGCAUUUUUACAGUUUUCAGGAUUCUUAUCAUACAUUGUUUGUCAUUCUUAUAAAAAUUACUCAUAUAAAUUUAAAUAUUGCAACUUCUGUUUUAUUUUUUUGAAAUUAAAGCAUGUCAUUGGCAUCACACAAUGCCAAGCAAAUGUUGGCAUCUGAUUUUAGACAUCUAUGGAGAAUAACAAGCAAAGCUAUGUUGGGGCAUUUCAAAUCAGCAUCAGACAUAGGACAGUAGAGGAAUAAAAAUGGAAGGAUCCAGAAAGGCAAACUGAACUCAGACAUUUGAAAUAGGUUAGAAAGAACAGACUGUGAGUGUGCUGAACCAGGGAGUAGGGACAUGGCUCAAAUGAAAUUUAAGGCCAACUAAAAACUAUUCCAAAGGGAAAAAAAAAAAAAAAACCUCACGAAAUCCUGAGGAGAAAGUAAAUAGAGAUUGAACCCAUCAUUCAACUUUACAAACAUGGAUGCUAUGUAAUAAAUGUACUGUUAUGAACAAGCAUAUUUGUUCCACCUCUGAAAGAAAUGUACGUGGUUUAGUGUUUGCCUCUAAUCUUGUUCAAAACUUGUGAACUUGUUAGAAAUGAAUAUUUAAAAACAUUUUUAUUUUGUUUUUGGCAUAUGAAUUCUACUGUGUUCAGAAUACAACAAAAACAUACUAUCUUUUAUUUUCUUUAACUUAUAUAUACCAUUCAAAUUUUAUAUUCCUAAGUUAGCUACUAAAACGUUUUCUUAUUAUUUCAAUAGAAUAUGUCCCUAUGAAAUGCUGUAUAUAUAUGUCUAAACUGUAAAAAUUAUACUGCAAAUGUUGAAGUUUUGUAUUUAUGAGAGACAUUGAAAGUAUGGCUUACAGUAUAUCAAAAUUGUCACUCUUCACCAUUUGUAUAUUAAUAGUAAAGAUACUUUUACUUUAA
Molecule: messenger RNA, 8180 nt
Organism: Oryctolagus cuniculus (rabbit)
Lineage: Eukaryota; Metazoa; Chordata; Mammalia; Lagomorpha; Leporidae
Gene: NCAM2
Product: neural cell adhesion molecule 2
Biological process (GO): cell adhesion
Cellular component (GO): neuron projection; membrane
Molecular function (GO): protein binding
Source: RefSeq, a predicted model, not a curated record